GACCCCGACGUAGGUCGCGACCCCCACGCGGGCCCACCGGUAUGGCCCGGCACGUGUUCCUGACGGGGCCCCCAGGAGUUGGAAAAACAACGCUGAUCCAGAAGGCCAGUGAAGUGUUAAAAUCCUCCGGUGUGCCUGUGGAUGGAUUUUACACAGAAGAAGUCAGACAGGGAGGGAGAAGAAUAGGAUUCGAUGUUGUCACGUUAUCUGGCCUGCGGGGAGUUUUGUCCAGAAUUGGGUCAGAGCCUCCAGCCAGAAAAUGUGAAUGCCGGGUUGGGCAGUACGUGGUGGAUCUGACUUCCUUCGAGCACUUGGCACUUCCGGUCUUAAGGGAUGCAGGUUCCAGCGGUGGCCCAGAGCACAGAGUGUGCGUCAUUGACGAAAUCGGGAAGAUGGAGCUCUUCAGUCAGCCUUUCCUCCGGGCUGUUCGUCAGACACUGGCCACCCCAGGGACUGUCGUCCUGGGCACGAUCCCAAUACCGAAGGGAAAACCACUGGCCCUCGUGGAAGAAAUCAGAAACAGAAACGACGUUCAGGUGUUCAGUGUCACCAAGGAAAACAGAAACCAUCUUUUACCGGAUAUUGUGACGUGUGUGCAGAGCGGCAGGAAGUGAAGACGGUCCGCACCCCUGCGCUGC
Lontra canadensis (Northern American river otter) is the source of this 638-nucleotide messenger RNA. RefSeq names its product nucleoside-triphosphatase, cancer-related (gene NTPCR). Gene Ontology annotation, molecular function: ribonucleoside triphosphate phosphatase activity. The transcript has 5 exons. The record is from RefSeq and is a predicted model, not a curated record. Bases 42 to 614 code for a protein of 190 amino acids. Lineage: Eukaryota; Metazoa; Chordata; Mammalia; Carnivora; Mustelidae.